AUGCAGCAGGGUAUGCGCUUUGUCGUCAAGGAGGUGGAAGAAAUUGGCAUGCUUUUGCCACCGGUUGAAGACUGCGUUCUAAACAUUGGGAAAUUCCAUGGUAUGGUGAGCUUAGCUGCUUUCUUCCCAUUCAAGUCUGCUCAGGCUGCGCUAGAAAAUAUUAACGCCAUAUCAGAAGGUGUGGUCCACGCUGACCUGAAGCUGUUUCUGGAGACUAACCUGCCCGUAGGGGGUGUGCGUCUCCACUUCCACUCCCGGGUGAAGGGGCUGACUGCCCAGGCUGCCUCCAAGGCCCAGCUGGGUCUGGGCCACAGCUACUCCAGAGCCAAGGUCAAGUUCAACGUCAACAGGUCUGACAACAUGAUCAUCCAGUCCAUCGCCCUCCUGGACCAGCUGGACAAGGACAUCAACACAUUCUCCAUGCGUGUGCGUGAGUGGUAUGGCUACCACUUCCCAGAGCUGAUCAAGAUAGUGACUGACAACUCUACGUACUGCAAGAUGGCCCAGCUGAUCGGCAACAGAAAGGAGCUGAGCGAGGAGAGCCUGGAGGAGGUGGUGAUGGACGGUGCCAAGGCCCAGGCUGUCCUGGAGGCAUCCCGCAGCUCCAUGGGCAUGGACAUCUCUCCCAUCGACCUGAUCAACAUUGAGAGGUUCUCCAACCGUGUAGUCUCGCUAGCUGCCUACAGGCUGGAGCUCCAGGAGUACCUGCGCUCUAAGAUGAGCCAGGUGGCCCCCAACCUGGCUGCACUCAUAGGAGAUGUGGUGGGAGCACGUCUGAUCUCCCACGCUGGCAGCCUGACCAACCUGGCCAAGUACCCAGCCUCCACCGUGCAGAUCCUGGGCGCUGAGAAGGCCCUGUUCAGGGCUCUGAAGACCCGUGGCAACACUCCUAAGUAUGGCCUCAUCUUCCACUCGACCUUCAUCGGCCGUGCUGCUGCCAAGAACAAAGGGCGUAUCUCCCGUUACCUCGCCAACAAGUGCACAAUUGCCUCACGAAUUGAUGCCUUCUCUGAGGUGCCCACCUGUGUGUUUGGUGACAAGCUGCGUGACCAGGUGGAGGAGCGCCUGUCGUUCUACGAGACGGGCGAGGCACCUCGCAAGAACCUGGAUGUCAUGAAAGAGGCUGUGAUACAGGUGAGCUAUGACACUGACAUGGGAUUCAUCUUGUGUUUGCUAAUGGUGAGAACGGAGACGGUGAUCGUUGUGGUAAAGAAGCAUGCAGCAGAGGCUGUCCAAAUGGAGGAAGAGGCUCCAGCAGCAGAGAACGGAGACCCCAUAGCCAAGAAGAAAAAUAAACGAAAGAGUGAGGCAAUGGUGGUGGCCCCAGAAACACCCCAGACUGAGAAGAAAAAGAAAAAAUAUGCCGACUAG
Messenger RNA from Coregonus clupeaformis (lake whitefish), 1371 nucleotides. RefSeq names its product nucleolar protein 56. The coding region runs from base 1 to 1371 and encodes 456 amino acids. The transcript has 10 exons. Lineage: Eukaryota; Metazoa; Chordata; Actinopteri; Salmoniformes; Salmonidae. The record is from RefSeq and is a predicted model, not a curated record. Gene Ontology annotation, cellular component: box C/D methylation guide snoRNP complex; small-subunit processome. Gene Ontology annotation, molecular function: snoRNA binding.